This is a messenger RNA of Oncorhynchus nerka (sockeye salmon), 2119 nucleotides long. RefSeq names its product phosphodiesterase 1A, calmodulin-dependent (gene pde1a). Gene Ontology annotation, biological process: signal transduction. Gene Ontology annotation, cellular component: neuronal cell body. Gene Ontology annotation, molecular function: calmodulin-activated 3',5'-cyclic-GMP phosphodiesterase activity. The coding region runs from base 116 to 1975 and encodes 619 amino acids. NCBI's taxonomy places the organism in Eukaryota, Metazoa, Chordata, Actinopteri, Salmoniformes, Salmonidae. The transcript has 15 exons. The record is from RefSeq and is a predicted model, not a curated record.
GUCUCAGUCUCAGAGCAGCACAGUGCAACGCAAGGAGAGGAGCUGCUGGAGACAGUCCAGCGUCAUACAGAGGUCCCUGCUCCUAUCCCCAACCCAGUCUGGACUCACACUUUAAAUGGAAGAGUAUGUCACGAUCAAGAGGAAGCUUCUCCACAGACCCGUCUUCAGACUGAGAUGCCUGGUGAAGCAGCUGGACAAGGGAGAAGUGAACGUGGUGGACCUGAGGAAGAAUAUAGAGUAUGCAGCCUCUGUUCUAGAGGCAGUCUAUAUCGAUGAAACCAGGCGUCUUCUAGACACUGAGGAUGAGCUCAGUGACAUCCAGGCGGACUCUGUGCCCAUGGAGGUGCGUGAUUGGCUGGCCUCAACCUUCACCAGGAAGAUGGGCGUGGUCAGGAGACGACCGGAGGAGAAACCACGGUUCAGGAGCAUUGUCCAUGCCGUGCAGGCUGGCAUCUUCGUCGAGAGGAUGUACAGACGGACGUCUAACAUGGCUGGGCUGACGUACCCUCCAGCUGCCAUCGCUGUUUUGAAGGAUGUAGAUAAAUGGUCCUUUGAUGUGUUUGCGCUCCACGAGGCCAGCAGUGAACACGCAUUGAAGUUCCUGGUGUACGAACUGCUCACCCGCUAUGAUCUGAUCAACCGCUUCAGGAUUCCAGUUUCAUCUCUGGUGACCUUCGUAGAGGCUCUAGAGGUGGGCUACAGCAAACACAGAAACCCCUACCACAACCUCAUCCACGCUGCUGACGUCACACAGACAGCACACUAUCUGAUGCUCCAUACUGGCAUUAUGCACUGGCUCACUGAACUGGACAUUCUAGCCAUGGUGUUUGCUGCAGCUAUCCAUGACUUUGAACACACUGGGACAACCAACAACUUUCACAUUCAGACCAGGUCAGAGGUGGCCAUCCUGUACAAUGACCGGUCAGUCCUGGAGAACCACCAUGUCAGUGCUGCCUACAGACUUAUGCAAGAAGAUGAGAUGAACAUACUGGUCAACCUGUCAAAAGAUGACUGGCGAGAACUGCGGACUCUGGUGAUUGAGAUGGUGAUGAGUACAGACAUGUCCUGCCAUUUCCAGCAGAUCAAAACCAUGAGGAACGCCCUGCAGCAGCCCGAGGGAGUAGACAAGGCUAAAGCCCUAUCUCUGAUGCUGCAUGCAGCUGACAUCAGCCACCCAGCCAAGGCCUGGAAGCUGCACUACCGAUGGACACAGGCCCUGAUGGAGGAGUUCUUCAGACAGGGCGAUAAGGAGGUUGAGUUAGGGCUGCCAUUCUCCCCUCUGUGUGAUCGUAAAGCUACCAUGAUUGCCCAGUCACAAAUAGGGUUCAUUGACUUCAUAGUAGAACCCACAUUCUCUGUGUUGGUGGACACGACAGAGAAGAUCAUUACACCUCUCAUAGAGGAUACCUUAAAGUCACACGACACUGGUGUCCGCAGGUCAAGUUUGACAGGUAGUGGGUCAGUGACGGUGGUGGAGUCAGUCCAGAGACACAGUGGUCGAGGGUCCAGCCAGGGGGUUGACCAGGGGCUCACUACAGACUAUAGCCUGGCUGGCAUUGACCUGAAACGGGUCAGACACACACUGGCAGAGGUCAUCCAACACAACAAAGACAGAUGGAAGGAGCUCUCUGUACAAGAGUUGGCGAGGAAAGAGCAAGCUGAGUUGACUUCUGACCCAGAGGAGGAGUCCUUGAUGAACACAGAGGUUACGUUGACUCACACCAGCCCUGAGAGACACAGCCAGGAGCUUAAAUCAGAGCCCUUAAUUGAACUGAUGAACAACACAAACACAAACUCCAAUAACUCUUCCCAGGAGGACUCAGAGCUGGACCACAGGCCUCGCAGGCCUCUGUCACCGUCUGAGGAUAAAGAGACAACAUCACAUGGUUCCAUCUCUCCUGAACACCUACCAUGGAACGGAGAAGGCCCCGAGCCAGUCCUUGAGCAUGGGGAGGAGUCUCUUCAGAGCCCUUGAUUUUGAUAGGCUACCCAACAACACUGCCACUUCCUGAUUCAACAGGCAUUAUAUUUGUUUGUUUUUUUAUUGUAAAUUUGUUCUGAUUCAUUUUAUUGUUAUUUAUUAAAGAUAGGGGUCUUCAUGCUCCACUUUUCACCGGAA